GGCGUAGGGAUCUCGUGUAUAUAAGAGUCCCGGCCGGGAGGCGGGUUCUCUCUCUGGCCCUCGCUUUCAAGAUGACGAAGAAGAGGAGGAACAAUGGCCGGGCCAAAAAGGGCCGCGGCCACGUGCAGCCUAUCCGCUGCACCAACUGCGCCCGGUGCGUGCCCAAGGACAAGGCCAUUAAGAAGUUUGUCAUCCGGAACAUAGUGGAGGCCGCCGCCGUCAGGGACAUUUCCGAAGCGAGUGUCUUCGACGCUUAUGUGCUUCCCAAGCUCUAUGUAAAGCUCCAUUACUGCGUGAGUUGUGCCAUUCACAGCAAAGUCGUCAGGAAUCGAUCUCGUGAAGCCCGGAAAGACCGAACACCCCCACCCCGAUUUAGACCUGCUGGUGCUGCUCCACGACCUCCACCAAAACCAAUGUAAGGAGCUGGAUAGUUCCAGACUUCAGAAAAGCUGUCUUCUAGGGAAAACAAAAACAAAUAAAAUGGAAAUUAUACUUUA
This is a messenger RNA of Dipodomys ordii (Ord's kangaroo rat), 497 nucleotides long. RefSeq names its product ribosomal protein S26 (gene Rps26). Gene Ontology annotation, cellular component: ribosome; cytosolic small ribosomal subunit. Gene Ontology annotation, biological process: translation. The record is from RefSeq and is a predicted model, not a curated record. Gene Ontology annotation, molecular function: mRNA binding; structural constituent of ribosome. NCBI's taxonomy places the organism in Eukaryota, Metazoa, Chordata, Mammalia, Rodentia, Heteromyidae. The coding region runs from base 72 to 419 and encodes 115 amino acids. The transcript is spliced from 4 exons.